Molecule: messenger RNA, 5486 nt
Organism: Athalia rosae (coleseed sawfly)
Lineage: Eukaryota; Metazoa; Arthropoda; Insecta; Hymenoptera; Athaliidae
Gene: lace
Product: serine palmitoyltransferase 2
Exons: 12
Coding region: 705-2396 (563 amino acids)
Biological process (GO): sphingosine biosynthetic process; ceramide biosynthetic process
Cellular component (GO): serine palmitoyltransferase complex
Molecular function (GO): pyridoxal phosphate binding; serine C-palmitoyltransferase activity
Source: RefSeq, a predicted model, not a curated record
AAAUAAAUAAAUGAAAAACUAGCAGCAUAAAUUUGAGAGAAGUGAGAUAUUGAGGCAUGUAUGUAACCAUCGACGUCGCACGGGACUAUAAUCGGGCUCGGUAAAUUAACUGAGACAAUAAUUGAUGGGAGCUACCGAAGACGACGAGUAAAACGUCGUGAUCAGCAACGGGGAACGUGUUUUAUACCAGUGUAUGGUUGGAAGUGUCUCCAGUUUGGUCAGAAACAGUGUGGAGUCAGGCGGCACCAGGCGCGGUUCGUUUCUAGUGCUUAUUAUUAGAUAAAUCUGUUAAUAUUAAGAUUUUAAUUACACAGCUGGGAAUUUAUCCGUUGAGUUAAAUUCCCGCCCGCACAACUGCGCAUACGUCGGGCCAAAUCGUCAAACUAUACAUAUCCAUCCUCGAGUAACGAAGUAACCGUCACAUUUGGGAACCCCCUCCCGAAACCGAACGGACGUAUCUCAAUUCAGUCGAUGAAAUUACAUCGAUACGAACAAGUUCUAGGAAUGUCUGAUAGCGAAUUCAAUCGAGGUUAAGGUGUGCGAGAGAGAGAAUUCCUUUUGGCUUAUAAAAGGCUGGAACGGGGAGUCGGCAUUGCGACGAAAUAGAAGCGUGUGUAACGUUCCCAGGGUGUGACGCGCAGGCGUCGGUACUGCAGGCAUCGAAUUAGGGAACUGCCAAAGUGCCAAGUUUCCACCAGUGGCAGAUGUGUGCGCCUUCUGUGAAGAACAUGGCCACCGCAAGAUUUCGUGUAGCCUACGCUGCCACUCGGGAAGAAGAAUCCGAGUCUUCAUUAAAAAAUGGAAUAUCCGCUCACGCCCCUAUACGAAAUGGAAAACUCAACGGUUACGCAACCCUUCAAAACAACGUUCAACUCCGGAAACGCAAGGCUGCUAAUGAGACUACAAGCUAUCAGGACAAAGAGUCCUUUGAAGACAUAUCCUUUGUGACAGCAGCUCUCAUUCAUUUUGGAUUCUACAUCCUGAUGUUUUUGGGUUUUGUUAAUCAGCUAUUUUUCACUCCAAAAGUAGCUCGGGAACAGAAUAGACAGGGUUAUGCUCCUCUUUAUGACACGUUUGAGGUAUUCUAUCUCCGAUAUGUAUACCGAAGAAUCAGAGAUUGCUGGAAUCGACCCAUUUGUUCAGUUCCUGGGGCAGAAAUUACUCUGAAAGAUCGAGUGACACAUGAUUAUGGAUGGACUUUUGAAUUCACAGGCACUGAGACCAAGUGUAUAAAUUUGGGUUCGUACAAUUAUCUGGGAUUUGCGGAAGCAACAGGCAGCUGCGCAGACCAGAGCAUCGAAACUUUAAAGAAAUAUGGAUCUGGUGUUUGUAGUCCACGUGUGGAAUUGGGUACGUUGCCAAUUCAUAAUGAAUUGGAAAAGUUGACUGCCAAAUUCCUUGGAGUGGAAGAUGCCAUAGUUUUUGGAAUGGGAUUUGCCACAAAUUCUCUGAAUAUACCAUCUCUCAUCAGCAAAGGAUGUCUUGUUCUCAGCGAUGAGAAAAAUCACGCCUCUCUCAUCCUGGGACUUCGUUUGUCUGGAGCUACUUCCAAAGUAUUCAAACAUAACGAUACAAAUCAUCUUGAAAGAUGCCUAAGAGAAGCAGUCGUAUAUGGUCAGCCGGGUAGUGGUGAACCAUGGAAAAAAAUAUUCAUCGUUGUCGAAGGUAUAUAUUCCAUGGAAGGAUCCAUAGUUCAUCUCCCUGAAAUCCUCAAACUCAAAAAAAAGUAUAAGGCUUAUGUGUAUAUGGAUGAAGCUCACAGUAUCGGUGCUACCGGAGCACAUGGAAAAGGUAUCUGUGAUUAUUAUGGAAUCGAUUCUCGGCAAAUUGACAUACUUAUGGGAACUUUCACCAAGAGCUUUGGAUCUGCAGGCGGAUAUAUAGCUGGUAGCAAGGAACUCAUUGAUCAUCUGCGUCUGCACAGUCACGGGCACGCCUAUGCGACAUCGAUCUCGCCUGCGGUGGCACAGCAAAUUAUUACCUCUAUGCGAAUAAUUUCUGGUCUAGAUGGUACCAAUGAAGGACAGAGACGUACGAAACAACUAUCCAGAAAUACUAAAUAUUUCAGACGCAGACUCAAUCAGUUGGGUGUUAUCACUCUCGGCAAUGCAGACUCACCUGUUGUGCCGAUGAUGGUUUACCUUUAUUCAAAGAUAGGAGCUGUUGUACGAGGUCUAACAGCACGUGGAAUUGCAUCGGUUGGCGUUGGCUUUCCGGCCACGCCACUUUUAGCAGGAAGAAUGCGAUUCUGUCUCUCAGCAGCACAUACAAAGGAGCAAUUAGACUAUGUUCUGAAAAAUAUUGAGGAAAUGGCUGAUACAGUGGGGCUUAGAUAUUCAAAGAAACAACGUGAUUACACUCCCAUAGAAUAUUAUUCAGACAGUGAAACUGAAUGACCUACCUCAUAAUCUAAGCUUACCAGUGCAGUUUAAUACUAAAGAGAGAUCACUGUUGUGCCUAACGAAUUUCUUCCCGCUUAAUUCGAGUCGAGAAUAUCGUGGUCAUAAAAAAUCAGGCACAAUUCGUGGACCAAGAAUCCACUAUCUAUACGGAUCCUGUGAAGUAUUAUUUCUCUCAAUCCUGCAACACGAAAAACAGCUAUUGUACCUCACAAGUCUCAAACAGUCCGUUAGGCUAACGUUGCUCUAUAUCUCAACUAAUCGUGAUUUUUUAAGAAAAAAAAACAGCAAAAAAAGAAAUUGGAAAUUCUAAAAGAUAUGGAGUGCUUCAUUUUUAUUUAGACUCUCAUCAUUGUUGACAAUUCAGCGGUGCUAACUGACAGGCUCUGGUGUAGCAUGGUAAGCCUCUUCAUAGGUAAAUCACAAUGUGCAGGCACAAGCGAUUGCCUAUAAGCAAGGUCAUGCGAGAUUGUCCUUCUAACACAGGCUGGCUGUCUGCAUCUUUUUUGAAACACAAAUUUGCAGGACUCCUUAUUUGAUGUGGCAUGUAGGUGUACAGAUGCAACAUCGAGCGAAAUCAAAGUAAAAUAACGAAAACGUAAAGAGACGCUAGUAUUCUAAUACUGAUAUUAUAUUGAGAAAUUGUAACCAGUGGUCAUACCAUCUUCGCAGCUGUACAUAUAGUUGACUACCUAUACAUAGUAGAGUUAAUGUCUGCGGAAGUAAAAUCGACUAUUAUUAGUAACUUUUCAUGGGUAUUUUAACAAGUAUUUCCAAAGCCACAAUCACAAGCCUUUCAAGGUUGGUGGCAGCAUAUCGUGAAAUAGAUGUUUGAUAAGUACAAGAUUACUCUAUAACAGGCUAAUAACGAAUAGAAUAUCGUUUAUGCUUUGUACUGUAACAGUUGACCGAUGAAAAGAAUGUCGUUUCUAGUUAAGAUGGGACACGGCCAGUUUUGCAUUUUAUUUCAAAAUGAAUCUCGAAAUCGGCAGACUUUGAAUACUAAGGAGAAAUUCAAACUAUGUUAAAUCGGUUAAAAAGAAAUAACUUUCUGAUGUAGGGUACCAUUUCAUUCGUACUUCCAUAUUUUUACAUGCCGUCAAUAUUCUGAGUGGCAGUGACCUUAACAAUCAGUGGAAGCCCUGUACCUGGAAUCUUAACUUUUGGUAUAAAAACAAAGAAAUGAUAACAGUAAGAACCCAAGUUUUCGACUGUUUCACGUCAGUUCAAAAGAGUUUACAGAUUCAAAGUCGUUAAUUUAGUUCUCAUUCAGCUUUUUAUUAGCCUCAUAUUCUUCGUAUUAAUCUGAUAUGCACUCAUGCAUCACAAUAUUCCAAAACUGAUUUUGAAGAACAGAUUUGAGAAAAAUGCAACUGAUUGUCUUGGUUACCUCAUCGUAAGUCAAAUCAGUAAUUCAAGUUUGUAUAGUAAUGAAAGCAGAGCAUUGAUAUAGUUUGUGAGUGACCGACAGUGUCAGCAAAGCUCUCAGUACACUUAACGUUGCCUUAUACUAGAGAUGUACACGGCAUGGUACAGUGCAACUUGUUAAAGAUUAGUAGUCGUAGAUAUUGUAUACCACGUAUUUAUAGAUAGACACAACAGGAAGACAGCUCCUUCUUCCACUACUGGCUAUAGCUUUCUUGUACAGAGAAACAGCUAUAGCUACGCACACUCACGUGGUUUAAAUAACUUUAAAAGAAUCCUACCAUACAGCUGAAAAGAGAUUCUACUUUUUCCAGGCAGCAAAUCACUUUCAAAUUUGCUAUACUUGCGACUGCCGGGUUUCAAAAGAUUUUAAAUCCUCUUCAGAACUUUUCUUUCGAUCGCUAUGAAAUAGAUUGCAGUUACAAGCAUUCAAAUAGUCUUUGAAGUUUAUAGCCUGAUCUUCUCCAUACUUACUAUUACUGUUGAGGUUUCGUAAUCACAGUGACACAAUAUAGUAUUGGCUUUGUAGUAUAGUCUUCAGUCUCAUAAAAUCUCGUCGAAUAUCUUUAUUACGUCACAAACGUUUAAGAAAUCUGAUUGAUUCAGUUUUAUAUUUUUUACACUACAUUAUAAUUCUAUUAUUUUUGUAUCCAUUACAGGAAAAUUUUUCACUGUUCCAUAUUAUCAAUGUUUUUUUUUUUAUUUGAUUGUAUUUAUUUCACUCAUUACCACUAUGUAUCUUGAAUCUGCAUUGCACUCAUCAUAAUCUCAUACUACAAAUCAUUAAAAAUAAUUAACUAUCUUUUAAUAGUUAUCUUAUUACUACUUAAAUUUAAGAACUAAGAUCAUAUCAAACUAUUGGCAAUUUAAAGAUGUCGCAAAACUUUGGGCGAAUAGAAUUUUCUUCUUACACCUAUACAGAAAUAAAGGUACUUGUUUCAUAUCAACUGGAUGCAUUAUAGAUGCAUUGAAACUAGAAAGAACAUCAUUCGAUGUUCAUAUUUAAUUGGAGUACAAGUGUAUGAAGAAGGGUUAAUCAUUACAGAUUAUUUUUUAGACGAACAUGUAUCUAGUUUAAUCCUCAAUGCACUUCACAGCCCCCUGCAAGGAAGUGGCAUUACUUUUGACAUUAUCGUACCAUGAUGUACACGAAUAGAUAUGCAUCUGUGAUAAUUUGGUACCGAUUAAGCUCUAUUAGUGAACCAAUAUUUACAAUCCACUUGCUAAGCCAGCUAAGCUAACUUUAAACUUUCAGCUUCUUAAUACUGCACGCAUUAUUUACAAGAUUUCAGAAAAAUUCGGAAAUCAUGUCAUUCUUGAUAUGUUGGAUAUUCUUUGCAUACUAGACACUUGACACAUUUCUCUACCCACUAUUAUUGACUCAAGAAUCGUACAUAGAAGUAGGUUCAAUAUUAUACCAUAUGUGUCUACCAUCUAUACGACUAUUUCGGAAAAGAUUUUAAUUGAAGAGAGUACCAUGUGAUAUCAGUUCAAAAAUAUCUGUAAGAUGUCAACUUCCUUGUGAAGUGCCCACUAUGACACACAUAUCUUUCCAUCUCAAUAUUUGGGUACGUUUUUCCAAGUCAACACAUUCCUUCUUACCACAAUUUUAUUUUUGUAAUAAUUAUUAAUUGGGAUAAAAAUUGUACGUACAAAAUGCUA